AUGAGAAACAAGAAAGUUCUGAAUCAUCCGAAGAACUGGACGAAGAUGAUGGCGAACGAAAGUCCAAAAAGAAGGCAAAUAGGUUUGGUUUGUCUUUAUCCGAACAGCUAUUUCAGGCAGCGUCUUGGUUUUCACCCUCCAAAACCGAUUAUCCCGAUAGCCUUGUCAAGAUCCAGAAGGCAAGUCGCGAAAGUUGACUACAACUUUGGCGCAUAUGAUGAACUAAUUCAGGAGGCAGUGAAAAAUAUAGACGAAUCGGCCGCACAACGAAUGCACGCAGCCCGUGUACGGACGAAAAGUGAAGCUGGGCGUGGCAAAGACAUGGCAAACAUAAUCAAUGCGGAAAAACAAAGGAUCUCAUCGAGUGUGGACGAGAGCUGUGAAGAUGACGGGAAUGCAAGGUGGAAUUUUUUUUAG
This is a messenger RNA of Gongylonema pulchrum, 417 nucleotides long. The record is from the annotation of a GenBank genome assembly. NCBI's taxonomy places the organism in Eukaryota, Metazoa, Nematoda, Chromadorea, Rhabditida, Gongylonematidae.